Messenger RNA from Ctenopharyngodon idella (grass carp), 1556 nucleotides. Its product is annotated as ly6/PLAUR domain-containing protein 1-like. Gene Ontology annotation, biological process: acetylcholine receptor signaling pathway. Lineage: Eukaryota; Metazoa; Chordata; Actinopteri; Cypriniformes; Xenocyprididae. The transcript has 3 exons. Gene Ontology annotation, molecular function: acetylcholine receptor inhibitor activity. Bases 341 to 745 code for a protein of 134 amino acids. The record is from RefSeq and is a predicted model, not a curated record.
AUGAGUCUCUCUCUCCUUCUCUCUCUCUUCAUUCAGACGCGAGUCACGCCCGGUAAAUUCAGUCGCGCGAGCGUCACGUGCUCUGAGUUAAGGCAGCAGGAGUCGGGUUCGCGCGGUCAGUCUGACGCUCGCUCGCGCGCUGUGUGUCGGUGAUGGACGCGUCGGAGCGGCGGUGAGCGGCAGCGGCUCCGUGAUGCGGCGGUGUGUGACUUUACUGGUGAUCAUACUGACGGCGGGAAUCUGAUUACGUAAUCCCGAUCACAUGUAACCCAGCACUGUGACGAAAUGUAAUCAGCUCUAGUGAUCACAAAUAAACCAACCACAUCCCCUCGCAUCACUGAUGAUGUCACCCCGGCCCGCAGGCGUGAGCGCGGCGCUGCAGAUCCAGUGCUAUCAGUGUGAGGACGUGCGGCAGGACGACUGCUCCGCGCCCGAGUUCAUCGUCAACUGCACCGUCAACGUGCAGGACAUGUGCCAGAAGGAAGUGCUGGUCAUGGAGGACGGGAUUCACUACAGGAAGUCGUGCGCGUCGUCGGGAGCGUGUCUGAUCGCGUCCUCGGGAUAUCAGCAGUUCUGCACGGGGAAGCUAAACUCCGUCUGCAUCACCUGCUGCAACACGCCGCUCUGCAACGGCCCGCGGCACAAGAGGAGAGCGCUGUCCCGCGCGUCUGCACUGCCCACGCUCGCUCCCGCCGCGCCGCUGCUCGCCUCCAUCCAGCUGUUCCUCUGGACCUGCGCGCACUGACACUGUCACAGACUCUGACGUGAUGACGCUUCAUAUGGGAACGGACUGUGUGUGUGUGUGUGUGUGGGUGUGUGUGUGUGUGUGUGUGUAUGAGAGAGUUACUAGAUGAACAAACACAGAAUCCCUGAACUGUUAGAGAACUGUGGAAGAAGGAAGUUUGUCCACGAAGCUUGAACGUCACGUGAUGAACGUCUGCCUGCGUUUCUGUCUCCAAAGUGCUUCCCUUCAAUCUCGUUAUUAGUGGGCGGGGCUCUUCAUGUAAUCCCACCAAUCGCAGCACACUCUGCACACACAUAGAGAAACAUUACAGCAGGACAAUCCUCUUGUCAUCUAGGAGAAUUAUCGCUGUUUAUAUAAUUGUACCAUUUCAAGUUCUUACAUGAUAAACAACAACUUGAAUUCUAUAUAAUUGUAAUAUAAUUCUGUUUAGGCACAAAGCUUUAAGGUCUUGUUAUGGAACAUUUUCUACACUUCACUGGUCACACUGGGGCAUGUUGUCACACCAACGAAAACUGACAGACUUGUUAAAACACGACAACCUGACAUCUGUAUCACAAAGCAUUAUACAGUUUGGUUAAAAUCUUCCUUUAUGACAGAAAGAUGAGUGUUAGAGAGAGAUUUAACAGGCCUGGUCACCGCUGUACGUAAUACACUCAGUCUUUAUUAUUAUUAUUAUUAUUAUUAUUAUUUUAAGAGCAUGAGAAUGAUGUAGUGACCGAAACAUGAUGGCAGCUCUGCUCACUCUGGACAAACUUCAUGCUGUAACAGACGAUCAUUAAACAAACACCUGACGUGUGUGAAUACACUGACA